Messenger RNA from Mizuhopecten yessoensis (Yesso scallop), 7966 nucleotides. RefSeq lists its product as uncharacterized. Gene Ontology annotation, molecular function: cytoskeletal motor activity; ATP binding. NCBI's taxonomy places the organism in Eukaryota, Metazoa, Mollusca, Bivalvia, Pectinida, Pectinidae. Gene Ontology annotation, cellular component: myosin complex. The record is from RefSeq and is a predicted model, not a curated record. Bases 453 to 7271 code for a protein of 2272 amino acids. The transcript has 31 exons.
AAUCGUUCAUCAUUCUUGCACGAAAUACGUCACAAUUAGAUUAAACGUCGUCACCAAGUCAGUUAGUAAAUACUUCACGGCAUGAAGAAUUCACAUCAAACUUACAUUGUUAUAAUGCACAGAGGAUAUUCUAAAAUGUCAUUAUGUCUUCACUACUAGUAUACAGUGUGGUGUAGCUAAAGGAAUCGCGAACUAAUUGCUUGCACGUAAUACUGGAAGCAAUUGCAAUACGUCAGUUUUGACAUAAUUUGAGAACUUGGAUUACAAGGAUAAACAAAUCAUUGAAAGGUUGAGAACCUCAUUAGUUGCGACAAGAACAUUUUCGGAAGAACACAUCGUGGGACCAUAAUGCUGCUGUGACGUUUCGGCAGGAAUCUGGGAAGCCAAACAUGAUACGAACAACAGUAUAUAUUUAUUUACUAUGAUCAACACGUAGGAUUACACAUUUAGCAAUGAGGCCAGAUGACCUUAGCCACCUCGAGGUGCUGGAUGAGAAUACCAUUGUCCAGGCGCUGAGAGGGAGAUUCCAUAAAGAUAAAUAUUAUACAUAUAUCGGCGAUAUUCUAGUGGCUGUAAAUCCAUGUAAACCUCUGAAUCUUUUCGAGAAAACGAACCAUGAGGAGUAUGCAAAGCUGCUGGUCCGAUCUGAGAAGCCCCCUCACCUGUUUUGGGUGGCUGACCACGCGUACAGGGCACUACUGGAAACCAGUAGGAACCAGUGUAUCCUGGUCAGUGGGGAGUCCGGGGCUGGAAAAACAGAAAGUACAAAGUACAUGAUACGACACCUCAUGAUGAUCAGUCCGAGUAACGAUAAACACCUACUCGACAAAAUUGUACAGGUAAAUCCCUUACUUGAAGCCUUUGGAAAUGCCUCCACCGUUAUCAACGGAAAUUCCAGUCGAUUUGGAAAAUUUAUAGAACUUCACUAUACAGAAGAAGGGUCGCUUCUUGGAGCCAAAAUCGAUGACUACAUACUAGAGAAAUCACGAGUGGUGUACCGGAACAGGGGCGAGAAGAACUUCCACGUGUUUUAUUCUCUGUUCGCUGGUAUGUCCAGGGAUCGCCUCUUAUACUACUUUCUUGAGGAUCCCGACUGUCAUAGAAUCAUGCGUGAUGGUGACCCGACAUGUGGGGUGUUCCGGGAUUCUGACGAGUUCCAAUACUACAAAAAUAUGUUUGGUGAACUGACAGUGAUUAUGUCAAACAUAGGGUUUUCAGAUGAGCAUAUUUCUGUAAUUUUCCUCGUUCUGGCAUCCGUGCUCCACUUAGCCAACAUCGUGUUCAUGCCGUGUGAGGAAACAGAUGGCGUGACUGUAGCUGACGAAUACCCUCUCCACGCGGUCGCCAAACUUCUGGGUAUAGAGGACGAGGUGGAACUCACAGAGGCCCUUAUCUCUAACGUUAACUUCAUCAAAGGAGAACGGAUUCAGUCCUGGAAAAAUCUCAGGGAAGCAAACGACAGCCGUGAUGCCCUCGUUAAAGACCUAUAUUCCAGGUUGUUUGGGUGGAUUGUUGGUCAGGUGAACAGAAAACUGUGGCUUCAGCGAGAUGGCAAGACAUCUCAUUUCACCCGAGGACUAACAAUCAGUUUAUUGGACAUGUCCGGUUUUGAGAACUUCAGCACCAACACCUUUGAUCAGUUUCUCAUCAAUAUCUCCAACGAAAAGUUACAGCAGUACUUCAUGGAUUACAUCUUCCCGCGAGAACGCCGAGAGUACGAGCUCGAGGGAGUCGAGUGGAGGGACAUCGUCUACCACUCUAACGAUGACGUCCUUGAACUUGUAUUCAGGAGACCAGACGGUGUUCUAUCGUUACUGGACGAGGAAUCUAUUUUUCCGAGGUCGACAGAUGUAACGUUAGUACAGAAACUAAAUCAGUACUGCAAGGAUACUCACAGAUAUGUGAAAUCCAUGGGAGAGCGGACAAGUUUUGGAAUCCGCCAUUAUGCCGAACAGGUGAUGUACGAUGCCGAUGGCUUCUUAGAGAGGAACAGGGAUACUCUCAGUCAAGACCUCAUUGCAUGUCUCCUCAACAGUAACAACGACUUCAUCAAGGAUCUCUUCUCGGCCUCCAUGUCCCCGACCGGUACCAUAUCUGACUUUGCCAGUAAGUGCACAUCUAGGCCAUGCCUACCUAGUGUAUGGCCGUCAGCUAUAGAACCCGAAAGACUCCGGGAAAGUGUUUCACGACAGGCGUCGCUCAAGAUAAGAAGGAGUCGCGGGUUAUCCGGAGACAGUGUCGCUAGUUCCUUGGGAGGGAAGACCUCUCCAACUGUCACACGUCACUUUAAGAGGUCCCUCUCAGAUCUCAUGACAAAGCUUUCUCAAGCACAGCCUCUGUUUGUAAGGUGUAUCAAACCAAACAAUGCACUGAUAUCAGGGAAGUUUGACGUAGAAUUAAUCCGCAGACAACUCCUUUGCAAUGGCCUCAUGGAAAUCGCAGAGUUAAGGAGAGAUGGGUAUCCGACCAGGAUUAAAUAUGACGAUUUCCUAAGAAAAUACUCUGAUAUAUGUGAUUACGCAAAUGACGUCUCAAGCGAACGGGAGUCCUGUAUAGAGAUACUCCGAACAGCAAAUAUAGAGGGAUUUCAAAUGGGCAGGUCAAAGAUUUUCAUGAAAAGUUGGCAAAAGGAUAACUUGGAUUCAAUUCUUCGUGAAAAGCUGAGAGAAAAGGAGGUCAGACGAGAGGAGAUGAGACGUCGACAGUCGGAGGCGUCACUGCUGUCAUUGUUGUCAGAGGGAACAGACAACUUGCAUAGUACACCGCGACAGUCGGCUGACAGUGGUCUGGACAUGACAAGUAGUCCCAGGGAAAGGACAGGACCUUUCAAAGACUUUUAUGCAAAGAAAAACGGUCUUUAUAAACAACCACAAGCACCAUUCUCAGAUAGUCAAAUUCCUCUCAUUGACGGAGUUGAAAUAGACGACAGUGUCAGUGUUCCACCGAAAAAGAACAGUCGAGUUCAGUCAGAAGAUAGUCGUAGUACGGACAACACGACGACAGUCGAAGGAGACAAAGAGCCAACAGAACACUGGCAACCGUAUGACAUUUUCCAAGUAUCAGAGCGAGAGUUUGAAGAAAGCGAUUAUAUAUUCAAAGAAAUCCUGAAGGGCAUUCGACUUUUCCUAUAUGUGUUUUUCGUCAUCAUCAUCCUCAGUUGUGCCGUGGCCAGUAAAAUAUCACUCCUCCUUCUAACAUCAGGGAUCAGUAAGGACGCCGAGUCCCGUGGGGAGCACCUGUUCAUGGUCCUUAUUUGUAUGUGCUUACCUAUUGGUUGGAGCUGGUUUAUGGCGUUUAUGAAAAUCCUAUUUGGUGGCAAGGAAUGGCCUUCAAUAAAGACAUUUGUUUUGCUUCUUCUUAUGGAGAGUAUGCAAACAUUCGGGUUGUGUCUUCUGCUGUUCCGUGUGUUGCCUUCUACAGACUUCUUUAGUGGCCUAAUAAAGACUUUUGCAGUUUGUCAAAUUCCCAGUCUUCUUAAAGUAGUUGUACACGAAAAGAGACCGAAUCCCAGUCUCAGUGAAAUAGUCACAAUCAUCAUGAACAUUGCCGCUUUUCUCGUACAAGUGGCGUCCAUUCCAUUUUUUUCCACCGAAAAAUUCAUGUUGGAGGGAAAUCAUACACUCCUUGAAGGCCAUAACGCUACCACAUAUGUAACGACAGCGGUUAAGAAAGCAACAAAUGGAGAAUGGGAACUUCCGGUUGCGCUGGUGCUGAUAUCAAUCGGCUGGUGGGAGAACUACGUCUCUGGAGAGUGGACGGUGUUUGGACGGAUCACUAUACCAUUCAGACAAUGGCGGUCUAUUUUACAGGAUACAAGAGAAACCUCAUAUUUCCUUGUAGCGCCAUUCAAAGUCGGUCUUGCUGUUCUGUUUGCUCGUCUUCUCACCAACAAUACCAACUUCGUUGUACCAGCUGCCAGUGUUUUUAAUAAAACAACGAGUGAGUUCGAUUCAAAAAUCGAGGAGGUUGGCGUUUCAUACAGUUUGGUUUUCAUUCAAAUUGGAUCUGGAAUAAUAUGCACUUAUCUAGCGGGACUCGCGUGCAAACUCCAUAUGCAGAGAACAGCCUUUGCUCUUCCAUUGAUAAUUGCACCACCCGUGUCCCUGGCCGUCAUUUUUCUGCAGUGCCAAUAUCACUUUCUCCCGGCCCACUGGCACUUAGGUGGCUGGUUUUGUGGAAGGUAUGAACUGGAAACUAUGCUAGUUCCACUGAUCUGCUCCUUUCUGUUGUGGCUGUCCUAUUCCAUCACAGUCUCACACAUAUGGUUUCCUCAGAGCGAGCGAAUGGCCAAACUAGAAAAACUUUUCGUUACACCACACAUGGAUGCUCUAUUCCCAGACUUCACUCUAACACUCCGGCGGAGGCGCAACGAUAAGGAAAUCAAAUUAACAGGAUUCGACACGUUCCGGUAUGUGGGCGAGGAUGCUUACACUACAGGAGAUGACAUUUACGCGGGAAUCAAUGUCACACCCCAGGUGUAUGUGUGUGCAACUAUGUGGCAUGAAACACGACAAGAAAUGACACAGCUUCUCAAAUCGCUUUUCAGGUUGGAUUACGUCCAUUGUGCAAGUCGCUUGGCACAGGAGAAAUUUCGCAUCCGCGAUCCAGAUUACUUUGACCUGGAAAUGCACAUCAUUUUCGAUGACAGUUUUGAACUGGACGAGACCGUUGAUAAAUAUGUCCCUAACAUGUUUGUGAGACAGCUGGUGGAUUGUAUGGAGGACGCUGCAAGGUCAGUGGUGAAGGGCCCAGUGAUAAUGGGGUCACCCGAUAAGAUACCGACAUCUUACGGAGGACGACUGGUCUGGACGAUGCCUGGUCACACGAAACUGGUCGUGCACAUGAAAAACAAGAACAAGAUGCGACACAGGAAGAGAUGGUCACAGGUGAUGUACCUCUACUACUUGCUGGGGUUCAAACUACUAGGAGGUAAGGAAGCUGACCGGUUUAUGACGGAGGAAAGCGAGAGUUGCAUGUCUAAGCUAAGGAACCGGAAGAAGGGCAAGAAAAACCGAGCAAGACCGCUAAAGACCCUCUUCACUCGCAUGGACCCGGAACAAUAUGAACAGGCUGAGAGCACCUAUAUACUGACCUUGGACGGAGACGUUGAUUUCCGCCCUGACUCAGUGAAACUGUUAAUCGACAGAAUGAAGAAAAACCGGAAAGUCGGAGCUGUGUGUGGGCGUAUUCAUCCUAUUGGCUCAGGUCCUAUGGUAUGGUACCAGCAGUUUGAGUAUGCCGUCGGUCAUUGGCUGCAGAAAGCUGCAGAACACGUGUUCGGUUGUGUGCUUUGCUGUCCUGGGUGUUUCAGUCUAUUUCGAGGGUCUGCCAUCAUGGACGAUAAUGUCCUGAAGAUGUACACUACAAAACCAACAGAGGCCCGCCAUUACAUCCAGUUUGAACAGGGCGAGGACCGAUGGCUAUGCACGCUCAUGCUGCAACAAGGACAUCGUAUCGAUUACUGCGCCGGAGCCGAUGCUUUGACCUUUGCACCGGAAACGUUCAACGAGUUUUUCUCUCAGCGCCGUCGUUGGUCGCCGUCGACAUUGGCUAACAUGAUGGACCUAUUGGCUUCCUGGCGAGACACUGUUCGAAUUAACGAUAACAUCAGUCGUUUGUAUAUUCUUUACCAGUUCGUCCUCAUGGCAUCAACUAUUCUUGCUCCCUCUACCGUCAUUCUGAUGAUCACAGGGUCCUACCACUCAGUUUUGAAGCUCGGCAUAUGGGAGUCCUACAUUUUGUCCCUUCUUCCGGUAUUAAUCUAUCUGGGAAUUUGCCUAAAACUCAAGAACGAUGUACAGAUCUUCGCCGCGGCAGUCAUUACGGCACUCUAUUCCCUCAUAAUGAUGGUAGCUACCGUAGGGACAGUCAUAAGUAUUGUCACAGAGAAUUUCGGCAGUCCAAAUGUUGUUUUCCUUACUGGCUUGUCAUCCAUCUUUAUGAUAGCAGGAAUAUUGCAUCCACAAGAAUUCUUUUGUUUAGUGUACGGCGCCCUCUACUUCAUCACAGUCCCGUCUACUUUCAUCCUGCUUACAGUCUAUUACCUUUGCAAUGUCAAUAACGUUUCGUGGGGAACUAGAGAAACACCGAAGAAAUUAUCAAAAGAGGAAGAAGAGGAACUGCAAAAGUUACAAGAGGAAAAACAAAAGAAAAAGGCCAGCAAAAGUCUUUUCAACAGACUGGGUCUAGCACCCCUCAUCAUAGAUGUGACAAGUGCACUCAAGAGAUUGUUCUGGAAUCAAGGAGCUGUUCAGACUUCGACAGUAUCUGUCCAAACGGAAGAAACUAUAGAUAGUCAACGUUCGAUUUCAAAACAAAGCCGACAACCCGAGGUAAAAAAAGUGCAGCCGUCCCGUACCGAGGAUGUGACAGGUUGGGAAGCCGAUCCAGACAAUCCCUACUGGCUCGGACUGGAGUACUUAGGCGAUGGAGUUGUUAAACACAUAUCAGAGGAGGAAGCGGCCUUUUGGAGGUUUAUGAUUAAGAAAUAUUUACAUCCCCUCGACGAAGAUCAAUCACACAAAAAGAAAAUCAAGGAGGAUUUGAUUUCCCUUAAGAACAACGUAGUUUUCAUAUACUUCAUGAUCAACUUCCUGUGGACAAUUAUUACUUUGCAGCUGCAGUCAAUGGAGAAUGAACUAAAGAAUUUCUACAUCAUCAACAAAUACGAGCCGUUGUCUCUUACCUUCCUAUCUGUAUUUGCUAUGGCCAUUUCACUCCAGUUCAUCAGCAUGCUCAUCCACAGGUACGGGACCUUUCUUCACCUGAUGUCCAGUACACGGAUUGACUGGUUCCAGAAGGUGCAGACAGAGGAAGAUUUCGUGCGUUUCGUUGUCAGUGAAGCGCAACGACUUCAGAGAAUGGAACCUGCACCGGAUUACGACGAACUGCCGCCAGAUUAUGAGGAGGACGACGGGAUAUCGCAAGGAACUGAACACUACGACGAAUUACCAUCUCUUCCCCAGAGUCGGCGUGGUACCGUCAGAACGUUCGGGCGUAAAACACGUGUUCUACAGAAAAGAAAUUUUGAGAAUAAUGACGUACCUAUUCUCCAACAAAUCUUCGAAGAUAGACUGGAAAAUAUUCAUAGAAAAUGGAAGCAAGGGACACUAGCUUUCCGCGGGGGAUUGAAUAAGGGCUUGUCACGGCAUGAUAGCAACAGGUUUUCAGAUAGGGAAAACAUCAUGAGACAGAGAAUGUUUAAAAGGAGUUUUAAGAAAGACAGUAGAGAGGCAGAGCAACCAAUGCCUGUGAAAAUUGAUAUAAUCUAAAAACAUCAAAUACGAAAAUAAAAUUAUAGUAAUGUUAUGUAUUGCCAUUUUGUGUAUUUGAGACAUGUUUCAGAUUAUAAUGUUAUACGUAUUUUAUUUCAAUUGUAAAUAGCUCAGUGAUAAGUUGGUGUGAUGUGGAUCAAAACUGUCAUAUACCUCUUAAUUUUUUUUCCAAUGAGAUAAAUGUGGUCAGACACAUACAAUUACAUUCGAAGUCGUGUGGUGAGGUUAUUGAAACCCAAUUCGAAUACCUAUGUCUUUUAAGCGACAAGUGCCAAAUAUAUAUGCUUAAUGCUUUUCGUUGUCCUUUAUGAUUAUAUUUUUAAUGUCUUCUUAGGUCACAAAAAGAAAAUGCAUUUUUUCAUAAAUUGCAUUAUUUAAACUGUAAUAACUAAGAAGUUGUGGCAAAUUGAUCAUACUAUCAAUUACUAUAUCUGUGUUCUAUCGAAAAUAGUAACUGCUGGAUAAGCACUUGUCAAUUAAAUGAAUACCACAUUGCUGACAUGUAUGUAUGUAUGUAUGUAUGUAAAAUUCUGAAUUUUAGCACGUGGUUGCCUAUGCAAUGUGUAAUUCCAAGAUGUUGUGAAUAUAAUAUUAUGAAUGAGAGUUUUAUCUUAUUUAUUAUUGUAUGUGUCUUUAAUUCCCUUCCACACGGACGGGAAGAAUCAAUAAUAUUAAAGAUCAAUUCAAGUUUU